AUGAGCCAAGAUGGGUCGCCGCUGGUCGAGAAACACGAUGCGCCCGUCGCUCUGACACCUCACGAGCACGCGCGACAACUGGUCCGUCUGAUCCAGUGCUCGCAGUGCUCCAGGCCUUUCCGGAAUCCGGUCACAUUGCCGUGCGGUAAUUCGCUGUGUCGACAAUGUCUCCCGCAGGCUCUGGAGCGGGAAGGCAUUUCGUAUCCAGAUUUGCCCGAACGUCGUCAUGGAUUUCAGUGUCCGUUCGAGGACUGUGGUCUACAACAUCCGGCUUCGGAUUGCAGUAUUGACGUCACCUUGUCCAAACUUAUGGAAUCAAUCGCGGAAGUCGUGGCGAAAUACAGCUCGAUGACGGGACAUUCACAAGCCGUUGCGGAGGAAAGCGGUCGGUGGGAUGAAGUGAUGAGCUCACAACCGUCGUCGGAAAAGCCCCAUCUCCAUGAGUGUCCGGGUGGAAAACUGGUUGCGACCUACCGUCUAGCAGCGGAAGGCCAUCUCGAGUACAACAAGGACUUGACUUAUGAAGACAAUCUCGCCGACCGAGAUAGCAGCGCGGCACUGGACCUCAACGUCUUUUCAGAUCUCCUGGAAUCGACACAAAAAGAGGUCGAUUGCCAAGUCUGCUACAGUAUCAUGCUGGAUCCAGUCACCACCUUCUGCGGCCACACUCUUUGCCGGAAAUGCAUGGCUCGCGUGUUCGAUCAUUCUCUCCACUGCCCGGUCUGCAGAAGGGAACUCGCUAUUCCUCCGUCUCUCGUGAAGCAGCCCAGCAAUAAAGCGUUGGUCAGCUUGCUGAAUGGCCUAUGCCCGGAUACGAUCGCGGCGAGAGCAGAAGCGAUGGCAUUAGAAGAGAGAGGCAGCGAUGGACGAUCGAACGUCCCGCUCUUCGUCUGCACGCUGGGCUUUCCCAAUCAACCCACGUUUCUGCGAAUCUUCGAGCCCAGAUAUCGACUCAUGCUCCGGCGAGCGAUGGAGGGUAACCGAGAAUUUGGCAUGCUCAUGUACAACCGCUACAACGAGCCUCAAGGAAGUCUGGGGACCGUCCACUUCUACCAAUACGGAACGAUGCUGCACAUCAUCCACGCACAAGUACUUGCCGACGGGACUAGCUUGAUCGAAACGCAAGGCAUGUACCGUUUUCGAGUGAAGUCGUCAGAUACUCUCGAUGGUUACCUCAUCGGCGAAGUGGAGCGCUUGGACGAUGUCAACCUCGCCGAAGAAGAGCGAAUCGAGGCUGAAGAGACCGCGGUUCCAGCCAGCACGGAAGAGGACAUGGCGUCGCAAAUCAAUCGCAUGUCUACACAAGAUCUGUUCGCAUUCAGCAAGGAAUUCAUCGUGAAGAUGCAAGCUCGAAGCGCAAAUUGGCUGCAACAACGCGUUCUGGACAUUCACGGCCAACCCCCGGAUGAUCCGGCUUUAUUCGCGUAUUGGUUCGCCAGCGUUUUGCCGAUUAGUGAUGAGGAAAAGUACAAGUUGCUGGGUACGAGGACUGUGCGGGAAAGGCUGAAGAUUACGGCGACAUGGAUUCGUCGGAUUGAGUCACAACGAUGGUGA
This is a messenger RNA of Zymoseptoria tritici IPO323, 1554 nucleotides long. RefSeq lists its product as uncharacterized. The transcript has a single exon. The record is from RefSeq and is a predicted model, not a curated record. The coding region runs from base 1 to 1554 and encodes 517 amino acids. Lineage: Eukaryota; Fungi; Ascomycota; Dothideomycetes; Mycosphaerellales; Mycosphaerellaceae.